Molecule: messenger RNA, 828 nt
Organism: Fusarium redolens
Lineage: Eukaryota; Fungi; Ascomycota; Sordariomycetes; Hypocreales; Nectriaceae
Exons: 3
Coding region: 1-828 (275 amino acids)
Source: RefSeq, a predicted model, not a curated record
AUGGCACUGGCGGCGAGUAUCUUCCUCUUUAAUCAUCACUCUUCUCAUUACGUCCCGACUUUCGUCACCUCUACUCUAUCCCAUCCCUUCAGUCCACUCCCAAGACACAAUGUGCGUCGAGAUCCCUACGGCCGACCUUGGUUCAUCAUCCCCAACGAUGUACCAAACGUAACAGAGGAGUCAAAGGACACCUACUGGCCCAACCUAGUAGCCAGUAUCAACAACAACGACAUCGAGUUCAAGGACAUUGCAGUCGAAUGCGUGGUCUGCCGAACCAACGUAACCAUCUACCCAAAAGAUCACGUCGUCGAUGAGGAAGUCGGCGAGAGCCAUCGGGCUGUUAUCCUCCCCUGUGGACAUAUCUUUGGCGCCUCCUGUGUCAAGAAAUUCUUCGAUAUAAAGCAACGCGAGGGAGCUCGUGCCUCCUGUAUCAAGUGUCGAGCCGCCUGUUACCACCCCCACCCAACCUGCAUGGCCUUUACUCCCCAUGUCGUGGGCAAAGGUGGCCAGAUCGACGAUUGCUGCAAGAUGUGCAGCAUCAAGCGUGCCAUCGCAGACGUUACCACAGAGCUCAAUAGAACGUCAAACCUCCCCGAACCCCUCAGGGAGUUCUUCGGCGUCGUUAUAUCGUUCGGUGGUAAAAACUACACCACUUGUCGAGUUGAGAUGGAGCGCCUACAGGAGAUAUAUUUUCCUGAACCUGUCGGCUCCCUCCUCGAUGAGUAUCUGGAGCGCAGGGAGAAGAAGGAGGACUCGCAGGGCUACUGGAUGAGUGGACUUCUCAGCCACUGCAACGUGAAAUUAUAUGUGCUUGCACCUCAGAACUAG